Molecule: messenger RNA, 408 nt
Organism: Adineta ricciae
Lineage: Eukaryota; Metazoa; Rotifera; Eurotatoria; Adinetida; Adinetidae
Source: the annotation of a GenBank genome assembly
AUGAAGGGUACAAGUGGGGAAUCGAAUUGUACUUGUUAUAAUAACCUUGCUACUGAUUAUCCUGGUGCUGGUGCUCUCAAUAUUGCUCUUCAUGAACCUGGUUACAUUAUUAUGUAUAGUGACUAUCCUUAUCCUGGUUAUGGUCAUUGUCCUCCUAUUUUUUAUUUUCCUACUCGUUGUGAUGAUGUUCAUCCUCCUCAUCCUGAUGAUGAUAAUAGUAUACACGCUAUUGAAACCCGUUGUUGCAAUUUUUGUUGUUAUGGUAUUGGUAGUAAGACUACGAAUAAACCUAGUGUAAUCGAUGGGAAUCCUGCCAUAACUUCACCUUACAAUUUUGCAACGCAUUCAGUCACUAUCAGUGUAUUUACAACCAUGGGAUUACUGUUAGUUUUGUCAUUGAAAAAUUAA